This is a messenger RNA of Acanthoscelides obtectus, 768 nucleotides long. NCBI's taxonomy places the organism in Eukaryota, Metazoa, Arthropoda, Insecta, Coleoptera, Chrysomelidae. The record is from the annotation of a GenBank genome assembly.
AUGCCAAGGACAAAGGAAGAUUGGAAAGAGAUUGCUUCUGAUUUUGGGGAAACAUAUCAGUUCUGGAACUGCUUAGGGGCUUUGGACGGCAAGCACGUUACAGUUCAAAAACCGGCACAUUCUGGAGCAUUAUACCACAACUACAAAGGUCAUUUCAGUAUAGUUCUCAUGGCGUUAGUUAAUUCCAAGAAACAAUUUAUCAUGAUAGAUGUUGGUGCUAACGGUCGAAUAUCCGAUGGUGGUGUACUAUUUUAUACUAAAUUCUGGGAGCUGUAUCAAAGAGGUGACUUAAAUAUAUCAGAUUCGUCGCCUGUGCCAAAUACAGCAGAACCAUUUCCUUAUGUUUUCAUAUCAGAUGAAGCUUUUGCGCUAGGAAAACAUCUAAUGAAGCCCUACCCACAAAAUGCAUGCAAUAAUGAGCGAAAAACAUUCAAUUACCGACUAUCGCAUGCUAGAUCAGUUGUUGAAGGUGCCUUUGGGAUACUGAGAUCGAAAUUUGGAAUUUUUUACAAAGCGAUAUGUUUCGAGCCCAAAAAAGCUGCAACUAUAGUAGCAGCGAGCUGUUAUUUGCACAAUUACUUGAUGAAAUCACAGCCAAGGCUUUAUUUGGUAUUAAAUUGGAGAGUCACAAAACCAGAUAAUACUGAAUUACUUGAUUUGGAGCCCUCUAGUAUUCGAAAUACACUAAGUGAUGCGCAAACUACAAGAGAAAAAUUUUGUCAUUACUUUAAUAAUGAAGGUAAAUUGGAUAUUCGUAAAAUCGAUUAG